Messenger RNA from Anastrepha obliqua, 2898 nucleotides. RefSeq lists its product as uncharacterized. The record is from RefSeq and is a predicted model, not a curated record. The transcript is spliced from 3 exons. NCBI's taxonomy places the organism in Eukaryota, Metazoa, Arthropoda, Insecta, Diptera, Tephritidae. Bases 255 to 2522 code for a protein of 755 amino acids.
CCAGUAGCAGCUGCGCGUAAAAAUCUCGAGUUCAGUUUACUCCCAAGCCUUGAACAGAGCGAACACAAAAUUGUAUACGGGUACAAAUCCAUACAUAACCAAAAAUAAUCGUAAUAGUAAAAUCAAGCGUACAAAGCGUGCGUUAAAGCGCUGCUCUUUUUAUACAUAACACGCCUACAACAACAGAAGCAAUAAGUGAAUAAAAACAACAAGUGGCAGUGAUAGCACCAUUGUGCUCCUCAAAAGCUACCAAAAUGAGUCCAACGCGCCUCAGGUUCUUCUGCAUGACCAUUAUUUGCCUCCUAUUAUCGAAUUGCUUGUUCGUGGACGCAAAACGUGUUUACAGUAGUAGUAGUCGUCGUAGCUCCAGCAGCAGCAGUUCAUACACUCCACGCCGCACUUCAUCCACUUCGCAUAGCUCUUAUGGCGGCGGCUACAAUUCUCAUACAUCAUCGUCAGCUUCGCGUCCCUCCUAUUCGCAUUCGGAUGCAACAAAACUCACCUAUGGUGGCGGUUAUCAUUCGUCACCGCCAAAACAGCAGAGUUCCAUAACAAGUCAUUCGCAGCCAACACAUACACAGUCGCGCCCUUCUGCCACUGCAUCGCCUAUCGGAUGGAAUGUGCCCAAAUCACAAGGUCCACCUCCUGCUUACUCGUCAUCCAAUACAGUGGGUGGGGCGCGUACAAAUAUAAAUGAACCACCGCCAGCUUACAAGGCGACCGCACCUGUGGCUUCAGCACCAGUCGCUUCCUCAGCUUACAAACCGAACGUACCACCACCAAGCUAUGCGGCCGCGACUAAUACAGGCCAUCGCGCCUCGAUGACACCUGCCCAGACUUAUAAUCCCAGCGCACCAGUUGGCAACGCUGCUUCGUCUAAUACAGCUUAUCGAGGCUCAAUGACACCGGCGCAGACAUAUCGGCCACGCGCAAAUUCGACUGGCGGCUUUGGUAGUGGCUCCUAUACACCUAUACAACGGACUAAUGUGCAAGGUGUACAAUCCAGUUAUCCACAGCAAAGUUUACCUGCCGGUGCAACCUAUUACAAUUCACCGUCGCAUUUGCCGGCUGGUGCCACGUAUCAUUCAUCAGUGCCCGCUGGCGCUACCUAUCACCCAGCUGGUUCGCUGCCAGCCGGUGCAAGCUAUCACCCAGCCGGUUCGCUACCAGCUGGUGCAAGCUAUCACCCAGCCGGUGCAGUGCCUGCUGGUGCAUCUUAUUAUCCUUCCGCGGGGGCUUUGCCAGCUGGAGCUAGCUAUCACCCAGCAGGUCAUGUACCUGCAGGAGCUACUUAUUAUCCCUCAGCUGGUGGAGUACCUGCCGGUGCUAGCUAUUAUCCGGCAGCAGCAGCAGUGCCUGCAGGAGCUACUUUUCUUCCGGCCGGCUCAUCAUUACCAGCUGGUGCAACUUAUUAUGCACAACCUCCCGUUAAGUCCUCAUCGGGUCUGGGAUUUGGUUCUGGUUUGGCUGCUGGCGCUUUAGGAGGUGCUCUUCUAGGCUAUGCACUCACACCAUCACAGACGAAAGUUAUCGAGCGCGUGCCCGCUGGCGGUGGUUAUAGCGGUGGUGGUAGCGCUCCUCCGGCCAGUGGGGGAGAUGACCGCAUCAUCAUCAUCAACAAUGGCCCGCCUGGCUCUGUGACAACUACAGAUGCCGGUUCCGGUACUACCGUCAUCACAACCAACGCAGCGGCGCCUGCGGCUGCAGCUCAGCCCAAUGCACCACAAAAUUAUGCACCACAAAAUUAUGCACCAUCACCCAAUUUUGCGCAACCCGCACCACAAAAUCCAGGCGCACCGCAACUUGCACCCUUUGACACACCAGCACCUGAAAAUGGUGGCAACGUAGGAGCCGCGAUGGGCGCUGCCGCUGCAGGUGCUGCUAUCACCACUGCUGUUGGUGCUCCAGCACUCAAUGCCGCACCUGCCGCAAAUGCUGGCGCUACGGCUCCUGUUGCUACCUCUGAUGCAGUCCCCGCACCCAGUGCAGCUGCUGCUCCCGGUGCAGCUGCUGUUCCCGAGCAGCCUCCAGCAGCUGGUGGAAUAAUUUGUGUGCCUGUACGUGUGCCUGAGCCAGAUCCUGCUGACAGUACUAAAACCAUUGAAGUUGAAAAAAUUGCUUGCUACCCCGCUCCACCGCCGGCUGAGGUGACACCUGCUCCAACUGCUUCACCUACCGUAACGAAUGCAGCGGACUCUACAACAACGACGACAACGACUCUCGCUCCCACAACGGCUCCAGCACCUAUUAGCAAUGCGGAAACUAGCGUUAAAUUGGCACCACUCAAUACCGAGCUGCGCCCAAUAGAAGUGCCAGAGGGUUCGGUUGCAUUAGCACCACUCAGUCCCGGCCAUCAGCCAGAUAUCAUGAAAUUGCCGGGCAAUUAUUACGCGCGGCAGUCCAUCUCCAAUAUAGCGCUGGCCGAGAGCUCCGGUUUGGUACGUGCUGGUGCAGCAACCAAUUACGCCAAUUUUGGCAUUUCCACACUAUUGACAUUGCUGGUUGCUUACUGCAUGCAUUAACACUGGCGCAGCUACAGUGCAUUAGAAAACUAAGGUGCGUUCUAUAGUGAGAAGCACUGGCAACAAAGAGAAAGAGUGGGAGCAGAAAUGAAAGCCAAAAAGUAAAAUAGGAGUUCUUCGUAGAAAAACUAAUAUGGAUAUUUUGAAGCUGAAAGACAAUCAGAAUGAAGCUUUUAUAUAAAAAAAAAUAAAUUAAAAAAAUGUAUUGUUUUGCUUCUCUCUUCAGUCACGAGCGUGAACAAAUACUCCCUUGCUAAUAUCGACUUUAUAUUUACUUGUGUGUAUAUAUGUAAACGUAGAAAUUAGAAGUAUAUCGAUUAUAAAAAUAAAUGUGAAUUUAACUCAAAAUGAAUGUAAUAAUGUAAAGCUACAUAAA